Guillardia theta CCMP2712 is the source of this 596-nucleotide messenger RNA. RefSeq lists its product as hypothetical. The record is from RefSeq and is a predicted model, not a curated record. The transcript has 5 exons. NCBI's taxonomy places the organism in Eukaryota, Cryptophyceae, Pyrenomonadales, Geminigeraceae. The coding region runs from base 18 to 551 and encodes 177 amino acids.
AGAAUUAUUCCAAAAUCAUGUCUUCGGAGGCCGAGAUCAAGGACUUGUCUCCUCUGUUCGACAUGAAUUCUUUGGAAUGCUUGAAUCAGGAUUCGUCACAUGUUGUCACCAACUGCAUGAAACAGGGACCUCGUGACGACGAUGCAGUCUUUCUUGCCAGCGAUUGUGACGAGCAGCUCCUAAUCAAUCUGCGCUUCAAGCAGGCAGUGAGACUGCAUUCCAUCGCUGUCAAGGCAAUAGACGCGGACAAAGCUCCAAAGCAUCUGAAACUCUUUUCGAACCCUGUGAACAUGAGCUUCGAUUCUGCUGAAUCUGAUCAAUGCACUCAAGAAGUGGAGUUCACCCCCGAGCAAGUCGCGGAUGGGACUGUGAUUAAUCUUCGAUACGUCAAGUUUCAAAACGUAACUUCGCUUUCUCUUUUCGUUGGCAAGAAUUUCGGAAACGAAGACCAGACUGUAAUACACAAGCUUAUGCUGUAUGGGACUGCAGGAAACAACACGAACAUGGGGGACUGGGAAAAGGUUGCGAAGAAGGCGAUGGAGAAUCAAUAGUGAUCUAGAUACUGGACUUUGAAGUGAAGUAUGAGGACUGCUCGU